GCCUUGAUAGAAAAAUCUUCUCCAUUUUCUCACCCCACAGCCAACCAACAAAACAGUCUUGCUUUCAGACUUUGUGCUCCCAUUUUCCCCUUCCUUUCCCAUCGCCACUUUCAAAACAAAAGGGGACUCAUCAGAUAGCAAAUUCAGCAGAAUGUCAACCAAAAUGAUGCUAAUGGCCAACUCCCUAACACACGUCUGUCCUCUCACUUGUGCCGCCGCCGCCGGUUCACGGCUAGUGCCACAACCACCAGACCUCAUCAAAUGGGUCAAAAGCGAAGGUGGGUUUGUUCACAAAUCCGUACAAAUAUCACAAGGAGACUCCUUUGGCCUUGGCUUAGUUGCUUCUGAGGAUAUCCCAAAAGGGUCUGAUAUUAUUUCCCUUCCUCAACAUAUUCCCCUCAAAUUUGGGUCUUUAGAAGCAGAAACUUCACUUGAUGCUGGUGCCCAUUCUGCUUUGAUAAAAUUAGCUCAACAUGUUCCUGAGGAGCUGUGGGCCAUGAAAUUGGGUUUGAAGCUUCUGCAAGAGAGAGCAAAAAAAGGUUCCUUCUGGUGGCCGUACAUCAGCAAUCUCCCAGAGACUUACACAGUGCCGAUUUUCUUUCCUGGCGAGGAUAUAAAGAACUUGCAGUAUGCCCCUCUUCUUUACCAGGUGAACAAAAGAUGCCGGUUUUUACUGGAAUUUGAUAAAAUUCUGAAACAUGAACUUGAAAAUCUUAAACCUGAUGAUCAUCCUUUUGGUGGCCAACAUGUGGAAUCAUCUGCUCUAGGAUGGGCUAUGUCAGCUGUUUCAUCUCGAGCAUUCCGGUUGCAUGGCAGUAAACGUCCUGAUGGUACCCGCAGUAAUGUUCCUAUGAUGCUUCCACUUAUUGAUAUGUGCAACCACAGCUUUGAUCCAAAUGCUGAGAUUGUACAGGAAGAAGAGAACCGCAAUAGGAAUAUGCUUGUAAAGGUGGUUGCAGGAAGGCAGAUAAAGCAAAAUGAUCCGUUGCUACUCAACUAUGGCUGUUUAAGUAGUGAUCUUUUUCUUCUAGACUAUGGAUUUGUCAUUCCAUCAAACCCCUACGACUGCAUUGAACUUAAAUACGAUGGUGCUCUUCUUGAUGCUGCGAGUAUGGCUGCUGGGGUUUCAUCCCCAAAAUUCUCUUCACCGUCUCCAUUGCGGCAGCAGAUUUUAUCACAUUUAAAUCUAGACGGACAAAACUCCGAUCUGAAGGUGACACUAGGAGGUGGAGAGCUAGUAGAGGGGCGAUUAUUAGCAGCAUUGAGAGUUGUCCUAUCAGAUGAUGAGGAAGCAGUGCAGCAGCACGACUUGGAGAUGCUCAAAUCAUUGACAGUCGAAGCCCCUCUGGGAAUAUCAACUGAAGUAGCUGCUCUUCGUACCAUUGUCGCAUUGUGCGUAAUUGCACUUGGACACUUCCCAACCAAAAUCAUGGAGGACGAGUCAUUGCUGAAGCAAAAUGUUUCUCCUACUACUGAGUUGGCUAUCCAGUUCAGAAUACAAAAGAAAUCCCUCAUUGUGGAUGUUAUGAGAGAUCUUAGCAAGAGGGUAAAGUUACUCCUUGCCAAGGAAUCUGCCCCAUAAAAGAACUAAGGGCAACAACUUGCUCACAUAGAUCUUCUGCCUGCUUCUUCUGGCAUUUUGGGGAUGCCAUAUUCAGUUUUACCUUCACCAAUUUUGGAAAUUGUAGUGAUUAAUUAUGGUAUCUAUUUAUUUAUUUUUUUUUUAAAUGACAGGCAGAGAUUAGAUCAUGAACAAGAUCUUCGAUUUACCUAUUUUUCCUUCAUAAGUUAUGCAUUUUGAAGUGAUAUGUAGUAUCACUUUGCUAAA
Nicotiana attenuata is the source of this 1828-nucleotide messenger RNA. Its product is annotated as histone-lysine N-methyltransferase setd3. Gene Ontology annotation, biological process: peptidyl-lysine monomethylation. The record is from RefSeq and is a predicted model, not a curated record. The coding region runs from base 152 to 1582 and encodes 476 amino acids. NCBI's taxonomy places the organism in Eukaryota, Viridiplantae, Streptophyta, Magnoliopsida, Solanales, Solanaceae. Gene Ontology annotation, molecular function: protein binding; protein-lysine N-methyltransferase activity. The transcript is spliced from 5 exons.